ACACUUGCAUAGGACAUCCAGCAGAGGGAGUGAACGGACCGGAGCCAGGAGUCAGUGGAGAUCCUCCACAUCCCGUCUGGAAGCUUCAGCUCUCAGCCGAGAGGACCUGCCAGGCUGCCGGGUCUUCACUGACCAGCAGCAACCUCUCUGCCGCAUUUCUGGGGGUGAAGCCAGGCGCCGCUCAUGUGUAUUUACCCACCCGUGUAUCUGUGGGCAUAAGGACGGGAGGACCGAGCGAUGUCUGCGCCGGGUUUCACAAACCUGAACAGCUCCGUCAGCUACAGCCAGAACUCAACGCCGAACGGCGGAGCUGCGCCCCCCUACCAGAAUGGUCCAGCACAGACAUACCAAUCCAUGCAUCCACCUACAGGCUGCUAUGGAGCUCCACCUCAACAACAGAACUACCCCACCAUCCCUGACCACUCCACUCCUGUUCCCAACAAAGCACCCAUCAUGAACAGUGCCCACAGUGCUAACUACUACCAGAGCAACCAUCAUCAGCAGCAGCAGCAGCAGCAGCAGCACCCCUCUCAGCAUCAUGUAGCAUCCUCAUACAGUGCUCCCUCAAACUCUGCUCCUCCUUCUCAGCCAUAUGCACCUUCAGCUCCACCGCCAUCAAAUGCCCACUACAACCAACAGCCAUUCCAGCAGCAGCAGCAGGAGCAGCAUCCACCGUAUGCUACUCCUGGAUCCUACUAUAGACAGCAGUCAUACCCCGCUCCCCCAGCAGCACAGCACUCGCAGCAGCAGCAGCAACAGCAGCCCAGUUUAGUGCCUGCACCGGCUGGCGGCCCUGGAGCUCCCAUCUACCCAAUUGUUUCAUACCCGUCUGCGCCAGGAAGUAGCCAGUACGGUACCCUGAGUUCUUCCCAGAACUCCUCCACGCAUGGAGUCAUGCCCACCCAGAUGGGUGCUCCCCUACAUCAGUACAGCAGCUCUCGGCCGGCCUCCACAACAGAAGUGCAGCCUGGGUACAGUGUGGCGCCUCCUAGUCAGAUGGUGCCGACAGUCAAUGGUCAAGGAAGCACAGUCCACCAACACUAUGACCAAAGCCAUCAGGCUUCUCUGAGCUAUGACUCCUACGGCGGCGUCGUUCACGGCAGUGGCGGCGCAGACCGACUGCACUCAGGAACCCAAUCAACUUCAGUCCAUUCCUCACCGGGACACCACCAAGGCAUGCAGUAUGGAUAUGUUGCUAAUAGUGGAGCUAGCUCUGCCUCUGCCACCACCUCAGGCCCAGCCGCUGCUCCCUCGUCAUCCAGCUCUGAGGAAGAUGAUGAUGAUGAUGAGGAGGAGGAGGAUGAGGAAGCAGGUGGUGACACUUCCUCCUCCAGUACUGGCAGUGCUUCUCCGGUGCCCAACAGCUAUGAUUCCCUGGAAGGGGGCAGCUAUCCAGAUUCGAUGCCGCCCUCCAGCGAUAUGACCAACCAGGUGGCGCCCUACAGUAGCUAUGGUUACCCCAGCAUGCAGCCAACCUAUGGGCAGGGGCCGGCCGCCCUCACUGACGCGUCCCCCGCUCACAACCCGUACGGCCAGCCUCCCUACCAGCAGUACUCCCAGCCAUUCCCAAACCUGUCCCAGCUGUCAGCAGCCCUGGGGGGGCUGAGCGGGGUGCCGGAGCUGGAGGUGGAGGCCCUCAGCCCGAUCAACCUGAUGCAGGAGAGGUGCCUGCUGCCCCCCCGGCCCCUCGAAGCCCCCGAACCCAACCUCAGCCCCGACCUCAAGAAAGUCAACUGUCAUCCACAGACUUUCAGGAGUACCCUGACCAGCAUCCCCCAGACUCAGGCUCUACUCAACAAGGCCAGGCUCCCUCUGGGCCUCCUCCUCCACCCCUUCAGAGACUUACAGCAGUUACCGGUGAUCACGUCGAACACGAUAGUGCGCUGUCGCUCCUGUCGCACCUACAUCAACCCCUUCGUCACCUUCCUGGAUCAGCGCAGGUGGAAGUGCAACCUGUGUUACCGGGUCAAUGACGUACCAGAUGAGUUUAUGUACAACCCGGUCACCAGGUCGUACGGCGAGCCACACAAGAGACCAGAAGUCCAAAACGCCACCGUGGAGUUCAUUGCCUCCUCAGACUACAUGCUGCGGCCCCCCCAGCCAGCGGCCUACCUGUUUGUCCUCGACGUGUCUCACAAUGCUGUGGAAUCGGGCUACCUUAAGUACUUCUGUGAAUCACUUAUGGACAACAUGGAUAAGUUGCCCGGGGAUACACGCACGAGGGUGGGCUUCGUCACCUUCGACAACACCAUCCACUUCUACAACCUCCAGGAGGGACUGUCCCAGCCGCAGAUGCUUGUGGUGUCGGACAUCGACGACGUCUUCAUACCGUCUCAUGACAGUUUAAUGGUGAACCUGAAGGAAAGCAAAGAGCUGGUGAAGGACCUGCUGACGUCUCUGCCGGGCAUGUUCAGCCAGAGCAGGGAGACCCACAGCGCUCUCGGCCCGGCGUUACAAGCCGCCUUCAAGCUCAUGUCGCCCACCGGGGGCCGCGUCACGGUGUUUCAGACGCAGCUGCCGACGCUGGGUGCCGGUUCGCUGCAGUCGAGGGAAGACCCCAACCAGCGCUCGAGCAGCAAGGGAGUGCAGCACCUCGGCCCGGCCACAGACUUCUAUAAGAAGUUCGCACUGGACUGCUCAGGGCAACAGAUCGGAGUGGAUCUGUUCCUGCUCAGCUCGCAGUACACUGACCUCGCCUCGCUAGGAUGCAUGUCCAAGUAUUCUGCGGGCAGCAUCUUUUACUACCCCUCCUUCCAUUACAUCCAAAACCCGGCUCAACUGGAGAAGUUCCAGAAAGACCUGGAGCGCUACAUCAGCAGGAAGAUCGGCUUUGAGGCGGUCAUGAGAAUACGAUGCACUAAAGGUUUAUCCAUCCACACGUUCCACGGUAACUUCUUUGUGCGCUCCACCGACCUGCUGUCCCUCGCCAAUGUGAACCCUGACUCUGCCUUCGCUGUCCAGAUGUCAAUUGAAGACUCUCUGGCGGACUCGUCUCUGGCCUGCUUCCAGGCUGCUCUGCUCUACACCUCCAGUAAAGGAAAAAGGCGAAUCCGGGUCCACACUCUGUGUCUGCCGGUGGUCAACCAGCUGAGUGACGUGUACGCCGGCGCUGAUGUUCAGGCCAUCACUUGUCUGUUAGCCAACAUGGCCAUCGACCGUGCGAUAACGUCCAGCCUGUCGGACGCUCGUGAUGCUCUGACCAACGCGGUGGUGGAUCUGGUGACCGCCUACAAGAGCAACGUCUCCAACAUGCAGCAGUCCGGCCUCGUCGUCCCCACUUCCAUGUGCCUCUUCCCCAUUUACAUCCUCGCUCUGCUCAAACAGAAAGCCUUGCGGACCGGCACCUGCACGCGGCUGGAUGAGCGGGUCUUCGCCAUGUGUGAGUUCAAGACGCAGCCGCUGCAGCAGCUGAUGCGGAUGGUUCAUCCGGACCUGUACCGGCUGGACAAACUGUCGGACCAGGGGGUGCUCCAUCUGAACGACACGGUGGUUCCCCAACCCCACCUGCUCCACCUGAGUGCUGAGAAUCUGAGCAGAGAUGGAGUCUUCCUCAUGGACUGUGGCAACGUGUUUUAUCUUUGGAUCGGCAAAAACUGCAACGAGAUGUUCAUCCGAGAUGUUCUGGGCUGCCCCAACUACGCUUCGAUACCGCCAAACAUGAACCACAUUCCUGAGCUGGAGACUCCUCUGUCUGAGAGAGUGCGAGCGUUCCUCGACUGGCUGCAGGACAACCGAGCGUUCAGCUCCAUGAUGCUCGUCGUCAAGGACGAUGCUUCGGCUAAAGCUACUUUCUUCCCGUACCUGGUGGAGGAUCGGUCCGAGUCGGGUUCAUCCUACCAUGAAUUCCUGGAGCACAUUCAGCAGCAAAUGUCCAAGUAGGCUCCCGUCAUACAGAGAGAAACUUUGGCCGCUAGAAUCCUCAAACCAGAGCGAGAAAGGAUUUCGGCCUCGUAGAGAGAAAACUAGCGUUAGAAAUGGCGGACACCCAUCGCUCCUUCAGACCAGUUUUAGCGAGGCGGGUUACUUCCCGUUCCUCCAGAGAGUCUUAUUAAACAGAUCCACCCUCCGGGGCCCAUUGGUCAGCCGGGAUCUGACCGUCAGUAGGGGAGGAGGGUGAUAGUUGUAGAAAAGAAGUUAUAAAUAAAUGAAGAAUGGGGAUAUGUUGCACUCCAAAAUGAAUUAUUGAACGCGCUCCUCCAGCGUCUCCUCGCUGCCUCUUAACCACCGUCAAACCCCCGUUUAGCCUCUCGUCAAAACCUUCGCUCCUGAGAAAAGAAGGGGAAAGUCGAGCCAAGAAGAAGCCACUUCAACACGUCUUUAGUUGUUUUUUGUGAGCCUCACACGUAGCUAGUGCUGUCUUUUUUUAAUUACUAUUAUUAUUAUUAUUAUUAUUUUUAUAAUUUAUUCCCCCCCUCACUCCCUCGGCUUUAUUUAAAGACUUUUCUUUUUAAAUACACUGGAGAACAGAAACAAGGAUUCAUUCUGUAGUUUUUCCAGCAUGAAAUACGAAACGCAUGUCACCGUUUUGUUCGCUGCUAGUCUGAGCGCAGACGACAACCGUCUGCGUCACGGGAAUAUAAUUCGACAGUGGUUGGAUGUUGAAAACCCCCCUGUUGGCCCCCUCUUCUCUCCUCCACUGUGUGAACUCCUGAUUUGUCGAGAUCAAACCCCCCCCCCUCCCCUCCCCUCCCCACACUGUCAAAAAUCUCCUAAUUUGUUUUAUUAUUUUCCAGGCGCUAACUGAAGUUGCUAUCCACUUUGUAACUAUUGAAAAAGAAUCUUUUAUGUGCGAUAAUUUAUGAACCAGCUUAUUAAAUAAAAAACAAAAACAGAA
This is a messenger RNA of Cottoperca gobio, 4834 nucleotides long. RefSeq names its product SEC24 homolog B, COPII coat complex component (gene sec24b). The transcript has 24 exons. NCBI's taxonomy places the organism in Eukaryota, Metazoa, Chordata, Actinopteri, Perciformes, Bovichtidae. Gene Ontology annotation, cellular component: endoplasmic reticulum exit site; COPII vesicle coat. The record is from RefSeq and is a predicted model, not a curated record. Gene Ontology annotation, biological process: endoplasmic reticulum to Golgi vesicle-mediated transport; COPII-coated vesicle cargo loading; intracellular protein transport. The coding region runs from base 238 to 3879 and encodes 1213 amino acids. Gene Ontology annotation, molecular function: SNARE binding; zinc ion binding.